AUGGCGCCGCCUUCGCAAAAGCCAGCUGGGGCGCAGGCCACCAUCAGCGCCUUCUUCAAGCCCAAACCCAGCUCCAGCUCCAGCUCCAACGGCGCUAGCUCAUCUGCCGCCCGCCCUCCAUCAGAGCCUCCAUUCAAGAAGCCACGCCUGGCUGUGUCCGAGGCACCUCGCCGCGAGACCUUGGCUCGCAUGGACAGAUGGCGCUUCGAAAAGGACACCUCCACCACCACCACCACCAC
This is a messenger RNA of Moesziomyces antarcticus, 239 nucleotides long. RefSeq lists its product as uncharacterized. The transcript has a single exon. Lineage: Eukaryota; Fungi; Basidiomycota; Ustilaginomycetes; Ustilaginales; Ustilaginaceae. The annotation marks the transcript as partial. The record is from RefSeq and is a predicted model, not a curated record.